This is a messenger RNA of Gossypium arboreum, 814 nucleotides long. RefSeq names its product auxin-responsive protein SAUR32. The coding region runs from base 204 to 572 and encodes 122 amino acids. The transcript has a single exon. NCBI's taxonomy places the organism in Eukaryota, Viridiplantae, Streptophyta, Magnoliopsida, Malvales, Malvaceae. The record is from RefSeq and is a predicted model, not a curated record. Gene Ontology annotation, biological process: response to auxin.
UGUAUAAAUAAAGGUAAUGAAUUUACAUGUUUGGUAUGGAUUAUCAACCAUGACUAAACUCCUUCUUAACUCAUCACUCCCUAUUUUCAUACAAUCCUUAGCAAAGAACCCUUGGCCUUUCCCUUGUUCUUCCUUAUAAUACAACCCUUUUCUUUUAUAAUCUCUUAGGGUUUUCAUUUUUGAUCAUCACCUUUGUUGAAGAAAUGGGUAAUGGUGAGAAAAAUUCAAGGAACUUUCAUUUACACAUACCCCACCUUCAUCAUCAUCAUCAAGGGAAGAAGCAAGCAAAGGGUGUGCCAAAAGGGUGUUUGGCUAUCAAAGUAGGACCAAAAGAAGAAGAACAACAAAGGUUUGUGGUGCCGGUUUUGUAUUUUAAUCAUCCUUUGUUCAUGCAAUUGUUGAAAGAAGCUGAGGAAGAGUAUGGGUUUGAGCAGAAGGGUAUGAUUACCAUCCCUUGUCAUGUAGAAGAGUUUAGGAAUGUUCGUGGGUUGAUUGAUGGUGAAAAGUCACUUCAUCAUCAUCAUCAUCAUCAUCAUCAUCAUCACCAUCAUGUUGGGUGUUUUAGGGUUUGAUGAAAAGAAAAAGAAAAAAGUUGUUAUUAACACCUCAAAUGAAGAAAGAAAAAAGGGUUUUUAUGGUUUAGCAAGUGCCAAACAAUACUAGGCCAACUUAACCAUAAAUGAAAUAGGUUUGAUUGUUAAUUAUUAGUGUAUUAGCUUUGUAAAUUUACGACUGUUUUUUUUAAUUUGAGAGUGAGAUAAAAUUGUAAAUUGAUGACUUGAUUAAUACGAAUAUUUUAUCACUCCACCAGUAA